AUGCCGACGCCACCGCCACCGGCAGCCAAGGUGAAGGUGUCAUCUACACCAAGAGAUGGAUCCUAUCUUCGGCGGCAAGAAAAAUUCAGAAGAGAGGAGCAGCUCGCGGAAGAGCUUGCAACCGAAAAGAAGCUGCACGAGCAGAGACUGCAGGAAACAAAGGAGCAUUAUGAGGAGAAGUUGGACGAAGCCAAGAAACAAUACGAUCUGGCGGUGAAGAACCUGCAGCUUCAGGCAAAAGUGGAUGCAUCUGAAGCGGAGAAACGCUAUGACCAAAGGCUGGCAACCGCAGUCAGUAACUUGAGAGAGCAGAUCAGUGUGGAGAAGAAAGCAAAGGAGACGGAGCAGAAAAAAUGUGCGGACGUCGAGGCCUGCAACAAGAGGUAUGUGGAUGCAAACGGAAAGUUCGCAACGGAGCAGCACAACUGGAUCCAACGUGCUCAAAAUGCAGAAGCUGGAGAAAAGGAAGCCAAGCGCCAGGCGACUGUGGCCAAAAAGCAACUGGAG
Molecule: messenger RNA, 507 nt
Organism: Symbiodinium sp. CCMP2592
Lineage: Eukaryota; Dinophyceae; Suessiales; Symbiodiniaceae
Source: the annotation of a GenBank genome assembly